GCAAAGUCACAGCCAUCACAGCUAACGAUAAACAUGGCUGAUGACAGUGAUGGUGAAGGUUUUCCUCUUCAUAAAGCUGUAUUUGAAAAUGAUUUACAGGGUUUAUCCCGUUUAAUAAGAAAGAUUGACGUUAGUACCAAAGAUAAACAUGGAAACACAGCAUUACACUUGGCUGUUAUGCUUGGGCGAAAAGAGUGUGUACAGCUAUUAUUGAAACAUGAUGCUCCUGUGAAAGUAAAGAAUGGUCUUGGAUGGACAGUUUUAUCUGAAGCAGUAAGCUAUGGCAAUCGUCCCACAAUUUCAUCACUUGUGAGAAAAUUUAGACAACAGUCUCGUGACCAAAUGGAAGACAGACGUCCAAAUCUAGCUGAGGCUUUAAAUAGAAUAAGUGACUUUUAUAUGGAAUUAAAAUGGGAUUUCCAGUCUUGGGUUCCUUUAGUAUCCAGGAUUUUACCAUCAGAUAUCUGUAAAAUUUAUAAGAGUGGAGCCAGUAUUAGAUUAGACACUACACUUGUUGACUUUUCAGACAUGAGGUGGGAGAGAGGAGAUAUUUCCUUCAUAUUUAAUGGUCAUGCUAAUCCCAAUGAAAGUCUCACUGUACUUGAUAAUAUAUCUAAAGUUUUUCAAAAAGUUAGGCAGGAGGAAAAUGAAAUGGAAAUAGAGGAUGAAGUAGAUUUGUUGAUGUCUACUGAUAUAUUGGCAGCUCAAAUUUCAACUAAAAGCAUAUCUUUCUCCAGAGCUCAGAGUGGGUGGAUUUUCAGAGAAGAUAAAAAAGAGUUGGUUGCAGGUCAAUAUGAUAGUGAGCUAUACAUUGUACAUGGUUUGAUGCUGGAGAGUAGGAAAAGACGAGAACACCUUUCUUCAGAUGAUCUCCAGAAAAAUAAAGCAUUACUGGAAAGUUUUACGAAAGGCAGUAAUUUUCAAAGUUUUGGACAAAAUGGAGCUCCUUUGAGGAGAAAUAGUUUGGUGCCCCCUACUGAAAAAAAAGUCACCUGGGACAACUACAUAAGUUCUGAUGUAAAUAACUAUCCUAGGUUAGGUAGAGACCUUGUAUAUAAAGAGUCAUCAAAAUCAUUCAAAGCUACUAUUGCAAUGAGCAACGAGUUUCCUCUGUCCGUUGAGAUGCUGUUGAAUGUGUUGGAAGUGAUAGCACCUUUCAAGCAUUUUUCCAAACUAAGAGAUUUCAUCACAUUUAAACUCCCCAGUGGUUUUCCAGUGAAAGUGGAAAUCCCAAUUUUGCCAACUGUGACAGCAAAAAUCACAUUCCAGCAUUUUGAGUUCAGAGACGACAUUCCCAAACACUUAUUCAUGGUACCAAAAAAUUACAUCGAAGAUCCAACCAGAUUCCCAGACUUAUGA
Messenger RNA from Phaedon cochleariae (mustard beetle), 1359 nucleotides. The record is from the annotation of a GenBank genome assembly. Lineage: Eukaryota; Metazoa; Arthropoda; Insecta; Coleoptera; Chrysomelidae.